Tetrahymena thermophila SB210 is the source of this 585-nucleotide messenger RNA. RefSeq names its product transmembrane protein, putative. Lineage: Eukaryota; Ciliophora; Oligohymenophorea; Hymenostomatida; Tetrahymenidae. The record is from RefSeq and is a predicted model, not a curated record. The transcript has a single exon.
AUGGGUUUUUCUCCUCUAAGUAAUCCUGUAAUAAAAGUAAAAAUGACCUUCUUAGAUAUGGGCUUAGAAAUAAUUUCAAUAACUCUGACUUUGUCACUAUGGAUUUAUUAAGUCUACAUACAAAAUAUCUUAGGAGAUUACUAUUAUGUAAACAAAGAUAUUAUUCAAUCUUCUUAAAGCCUUUACCUUCUGCCUUUAUGUGGGACUCUGAUCUUCUCUAUAGCGCUUAUAAUAGCUCUUUUUCCAGAGAAUUUGCCCUAACCAAUUAAAAUCACUUACGAAAGUCCUACAAUCUAAAAGGUAUAUUCUUACUUUCUAAAAAUGAUUACUUGCUCAAAAAUAAACAUAUUGUUAUAUUUUAACAUUCUAAAUUACCUUUAUUCCUAACGAAGCAUCGGAAAAAAUGAUGAGUCUGUAAAUUCCUUUUACUUUAUUGGCAUGUAGAUUAUUAUAGUAUUUAUAUACCUUAUUAGUAUUUUGAUUAUCUACAUUAUCAACCGCUCUAAAUAAAUCCUACCAAAUUAAUAGAAUAACUACAAUAUUGAAGUAUCUAGCUUAAGAUAUGAUAGCCAACAAUAAAUAUGA